AUGCCUAAAAAUGAUGUCCAUCUUUGGGAUGUCAAAACAGGAUAAUAAAAAGCCAAAUUAGAUGGUCAUAGUGAUUAUGUUAGAUCAGUCUGUUUCUCUCCUGAUGGAAAUACAUUAGCUUCUAGUAGUAGUGAUUAGUCUAUCCGUCUAUGGGAUGUCAAAACAGGAUAAUAAAAAGCCAAAUUAGAUGGUCAUAGUAGUACUGUCUACUCAGUCUGUUUCUCUCCUGAUGGAAAUACAUUAGCUUCUGGUAGUAAUGAUAAGUCUAUCCGUCUAUGGGAUGUCAAAACAGGAUAAUAAAAAGCCAAAUUAGAUGGUCAUACUAGUACUGUCUACUCAGUCUGUUUCUCUCCUGAUGGAAAUACAUUAGCUUCUGGUAGUAAUGAUAAGUCUAUCCGUCUAUGGGAUGUCAAAACAGGAUAAUAAAAAGCCAAAUUAGAUGGUCAUACUAGUACUGUCUACUCAGUCUGUUUCUCUCCUGAUGGAAAUACAUUAGCUUCUGGUAGUAAUGAUAAGUCUAUCCGUCUAUGGGAUGUCAAAACAGGAUAAUAAAAAGCCAAAUUAGAUGGUCAUACUAGUACUGUCUACUCAGUCUGUUUCUCUCCUGAUGGAAAUACAUUAGCUUCUGGUAGUAAUGAUAAGUCUAUCCGUCUAUGGGAUGUCAAAACAGGAUAAUAAAAAGCCAAAUUAGAUGGUCAUACUAGUACUGUCUACUCAGUCUGUUUCUCUCCUGAUGGAAAUACAUUAGCCUCUGGUAGUAGUGAUAAGUCUAUCCAUCUUUGGGAUGUCAAAACAGGAUAAUAAAAAGCCAAAUUAGAUGGUCAUAGUGAUUAUGUUAGAUCAGUCUGUUUCUCUCCUGAUGGAAAUACAUUAGCUUCUAGUAGUAGUGAUUAGUCUAUCCGUCUAUGGGAAAUCAAAAACAAGUAUUGUUCAGAUUAUAGAUUUAAAGAAAUUUAGGUUAAAAAUACAAGAUACAUUUACUAUUAUGGUUUACCCAUACUUCAAAAGAGAGUUUUUUAUAAAAAACCGUUUCCUUUUAGGAGAAUUAUUGGAGUACUUCUUGUGUCCAAUAUUUGUUGA
This is a messenger RNA of Paramecium primaurelia, 1080 nucleotides long. Lineage: Eukaryota; Ciliophora; Oligohymenophorea; Peniculida; Parameciidae. The record is from the annotation of a GenBank genome assembly.